UUCCAACCAGAGUUGCUCCAACCUCAAGAAUUCCCAUAAUCAUGGCGGCCAAUUUCUUUAGCAACAAAGCCCGCGCUGCUGCUGCUGCCAAUGCUACCGCCUCCAAAUCAAAAUCCACCGCGGACGAAGCAGACAAGUCAAAACUUCAGCCUUGGGUGGAGAAGUAUCGGCCGAAGACGCUUGAUGAUGUAGCUGCUCAAGAUCAUACCGUCACAGUCCUACAGCGGACGCUCCAGGCUUCAAACCUCCCACAUAUGCUCUUCUACGGCCCUCCCGGUACGGGAAAAACUUCUACCAUUCUCGCCCUCGCCAAAUCCCUUUUCGGCCCCAAACUCUACCGCUCACGCAUCCUCGAACUAAACGCCUCCGAUGAGCGAGGUAUCAAUAUUGUCCGCGAGAAAAUCAAGGAUUUCGCCCGUAUUCAACUCUCACAUCCCCCUGCGCACGAUUCGGAGUAUAGAAAACAAUAUCCAUGUCCGCCAUUUAAGAUUAUCAUCUUGGACGAAGCGGAUAGUAUGACGCAAGAUGCGCAGUCUGCACUGCGACGCACAAUGGAGAGAUUUUCGAGGAUCACGCGUUUUUGUCUCGUGUGCAAUUAUGUCACAAGGAUAAUUGACCCUCUGGCGAGUCGAUGUAGUAAAUUUCGGUUUAAGUCGUUAGAUGGUUCCGCAGCAGGAACUCGAUUGGAAGAGAUUGCCAAGACGGAAAAAUUAAGGCUCGACAAUGGCGUGGUUGAUGCACUGAUUCGGUGUAGUGAAGGAGAUUUGAGAAGAGCGAUUACAUAUAUGCAGAGUGCGGCAAGGCUAGUUGGAUCUGGGUUAUCGGGGAAGAGCGGGAAAGAUGAAAGUGGCGAUGAAGUCAUGACUGAUGCCGAUCAAUCAGGCGUCAUUACAGUGCAAACGGUUGAAGAGAUCGCGGGUGUUGUCCCGGACAAGGUAGUGAAUCGGUUAAUAGACGCCAUGCAGCCAAAGAAAGGCGGCUCGGUGUACGAAGGAGUUGCAAGAGUCGUUACUGAUAUUGUGGCUGAUGGCUGGAGUGCCGGUCAGAUGCUCUCACAGAUGUACCAAGCAAUUGUUUUCAACGAGUCAAUACCUGACAUUCAGAAGAACGAUAUUGUUCUGGUGUUCUCCGAGUACGAUAAGCGUCUUAUCGAUGGUGCAGAUGAACAACUAUCCAUACUUGACUUGGCUUUGAGGAUCUCUGCGAUAUUAGGCCGAUCAUGAAGUUCGAAUUCGGUUAAGGGAUGAAAAUACCCGUUAUGAAAUCCCCUCCACGGCACUAACUCGCUGGAUUCCGCCAUGGUACGGCUCACUUUUGAAUCCCAAUGCUAUCAACUCCUGGGUGGAGAGGGUGUCGUUUGUAUCCGUGAAAAAUGCUAUUCGUAAGCUCAAUGUGCAGCUUGCCAGGGGAGUACAUACCAUCCAGCAACCCUUUAUCAUUGCUGCAGCUUGUAUCUUGCUGCUACAGGUAGUCAGCAUUCGAUAUCGAGGGAACAUUUGAAAGGACUACUGCGUUUUCAUCAGAAGCAAGGCGCCGUGGCACGGAAGAGUCGCCUUACAGUAUGACUGACUAGAUGUAUGAGAUGGUUCGACUAAGAUCUUUUGUUAGCAGGUGGUCCUGGGACUCUGGUGGGUAUAGUGAGUACCUGAAGCAAGCGAUAAGGUAGCUUACGCAGCCCUAGGCUUAUGGUUACUAUCAGAUACCCAGGUGCUAGGUAGCUACUCAUA
Molecule: messenger RNA, 1727 nt
Organism: Coccidioides posadasii C735 delta SOWgp
Lineage: Eukaryota; Fungi; Ascomycota; Eurotiomycetes; Onygenales; Onygenaceae
Biological process (GO): DNA-templated DNA replication; DNA repair
Cellular component (GO): DNA replication factor C complex; nucleus
Molecular function (GO): ATP binding; DNA binding; ATP hydrolysis activity
Source: RefSeq, a predicted model, not a curated record